UUUUGAAUCUGAAAUUUCUGGAUUGAAUUGCUUACUCUUCGUAUACCUGUCAACUUACUGUAUAUCUUUGCUUUCGUUCGAAGGCCAGAUAGACACGGUUUCAUUCCAGGCCAGGUAAAAGUACAGAUAAGAUCAUGGCAAGUGUAGAUGCUUUGAUUUCUCCACUGGUGCAGCAACUGUUGACAGUCGCUACCAACCAUGCUCAAUAUGUAUUUGAGUUUAGCCAUCAGUUCAAGGUCAUGAAGGCCAGGCUUCAACAUAUUAAGGACUUACUUGGAGACAGUGAUAACCGCAAUAAGGAAAUCGUGCAGACAACCUUGGCUACAUUCAGAGAUUUUAUGUUUGAAGCAGAUGAUAUUUUGACUGAUUGCCUAAUCAGAGAAGAAUACCGCAAGAAUCAUAUCUUCUUUCGUUGUCAAACAGGCAUUAAACUGAAGGAUAUUAAUAGCAGGAUGAAGGAGAUGGAGGAUAUUUUGGGUGUUCAUUUGAAAAAACCUAGAGAUGGAAGGAGCAGCCAUGAGGAUGACACAGAGCAGUUCACAAGAAUUACAUCGCAGGAUUAUUACGAAGGUGAUAUAGUUGAAGUUGAAAAUGAUGUGAAAAAGAUAGAAAAGUGGAUUCUUCGAGAAGACUACAAGCUUCUAAAGAUUGGCAUUGUGGGGAUGGGGGGUUUGGGAAAAACCACCAUCUCCAAGAAAAUUUUUAAUGAUACUGUUGUACGCGAUCAUUUUAAUCAGAAGAUAUGGGUGUCAGUGUCUUCAAGUUUUAGAAUGGAGGUGAUCUUGAGAAGCAUCUUGGAACAAUCAGGAGAAAAAUCUGUAGAACAAUCACAGGAAGGUGGCCAAUCAGGACAAAUAUCAGCAGUGGCUGAUCCGAGUCAAUUGUUACAUAAAGUUAUUUCUCUGUUAAAAGAAAAAACUUGUCUCAUUAUUUUCGAUGAUAUUUGGGGGGAGAAGGGGGGUCUUGAUUUGUGGAAGAAAUUUUUUUCGUCCGAUCUUCCAGAGUCAGAUUGUAAAAGAAGUUGCUUUAUUAUCACCACAAGAAACAAAGAUGUUACAUCUGCUAUCACAGCCGAUGAAAUUCAUCAGCCAAGUUUUCUUGAUGAUGAAAAAAGUUGGUUAUUGUUCUCUAAGCAUGCAUUUCGCAAGAUUCAGGAGCAAAGCCUUCGUGAAAAAUUUGAAGAAGUGGGCAAGUUAAUUGUGCCCAAAUGUGGGGGGCUUCCACUGGCGAUCAAGACAAUAGGAGGUUUGCUGGGAUCCAAAACUCAUUCUCUUAAUGAGUGGAGGAAAAUUUCUGAGCAAUGUUCUGUGCUCAACAUCACAGAGGAAAAUUCAGAUGUAAUGAAAUCUCUCAAACUGAGCUACGAUGCACUUCCGCCUGACCUAAAACAAUGUCUACUGUGUUUUUCCAUUUAUCCUGAAGACUUUGAUAUACAAGCCGAAAAGUUAAUCCAUUGGUGGAUCGGAGAGGGUCUCAUCCAAGGAAAAGACUCAAACACAGCAAUCGAAAUAGGCUUCAAACAACUAAGUAAGCUGGUCAGUAGAUGCCUGGUUGAAGUUGUGGAUACGAGAGGUUAUGAUGGAAGAGUCUACAGUUGCAAAAUGCAUGAUCUGGUGCGAGAUUUGACCCUUGAGAUGGCAAAAGAUGAGAAAUUUUGCAGCUUUGAUCAUGAACAUAAGCAAGAAUUGACCCAAUGUUCUCGAUGGUUGGGUUUCACAAGUGAAAUGGAUGCACAAUCCUUGAGCAAAACUCCAAAGCUCAGAGCUUUGCUGCGGACAACUAACAAUCUAACUCAACCCCAUAAGAAUUUGGGUUCACUCUGUUCACUAAGGGCACUUGACUUGUCUAAUAAUAAGCUAGACAAGGUUGCUUUUAAGAAUCUCCUGAGUUCGAUUAGUUCCCUGGAACGCCUUUCUUAUCUAAAUCUGAGUGGAUCCAAGGGCCUAGAAGAAGUUCCUGAUUCUAUUAAAAAACUCCGAAACCUCCAGAUCUUGGUUUUAAGUGGAUGCACCAAGCUAUCCAAGCUAAGCUCUUCAAUCACUUCUCUGAAGAGGUUGAUUAUCUUGGACCUAAGCUCUUGUGACAAGCUUCCAUACCUGCCUCGUGGACUAGGGAGUCUCUCCCAGCUUCAAGAAUUAUCAGGAUUAAGACUAGCUAGUCAGAGUAACAGAAAAAGCUGUCAACUUCCGGAACUUGGAAAACUAGGCGAGUUAAGAAUCCUGCGAAUGCAUUUAAGUAAAGAUAGUGACAUAACAAGUUCGGAUGUCCUAUCUAAGGUCGAGAAACUCAAGGUUCUAGCCAUUGAUUUAUGCACUGAAAGUUUAGACGGAAAAAGUAUGCAAGAGAUGCUAGAUAAGCUUCCACCUCCACAAGGACUUGAGGAGCUGUAUCUCAGGCUUUACCGUCAUGAUACUUUGCCGAAGUGGGUUAAUCCUCAGUUUCUUCCCAAAUUGGUAUAUCUUUGUAUUGAGGAUGGAAAUCUGUUGGAUAUCUGCGCAGGUGAAACCACUUGGAACCUUGAGGGUUUGCGUUUGAAUCUGUUGCCAUAUUUGAAGAAGGACUGGAACAUAUUGAGGAAGGAGAUGCCUUGCUUGCGCUAUGCAGAGGUUAGUGAUUGUAAUCAAAUAGACAAUUUCCAGAGAGCUGAUCAUCAGGAAUACAAGCCGAGGAUCUGGAGGGCAUAAUCAACACUCAUUAAUCAUCCAUGGAUUUGGUGCCGUUGCAUGAAAUGAAGUAACUGAAUGCUUAUGGAUUGUGAUGUUGUUACGUUUGCUUUAGAAGUGUUCAGAAUUCAGUUACAUGUGUAAUAUAUGGAUGUGAUUUUGUGCGUUGGAAUUGGAGGCACGGUAUGCAAAUUAAGUAUCUUAAUAACUUGUUGAAAUCCAAUGGAAUGUGCUGCUUUUUUCA
Molecule: messenger RNA, 2907 nt
Organism: Hevea brasiliensis (rubber tree)
Lineage: Eukaryota; Viridiplantae; Streptophyta; Magnoliopsida; Malpighiales; Euphorbiaceae
Product: disease resistance RPP13-like protein 4
Exons: 2
Coding region: 135-2684 (849 amino acids)
Biological process (GO): defense response to other organism
Molecular function (GO): protein binding; ADP binding
Source: RefSeq, a predicted model, not a curated record